UGUGUCACAUCUACUAUUGCAUCAUUACGAAAAUAUGGUAGUAAGACAGUCAAAUUUAAUAGUGUUUAUAAUUAUUUUCUAGUUGUACAGCAGCUUCAGCAACGAUAAUUCAUUUUUUCAAAUAAUUCAUCAAUCAACUGCAACUUAACUUACAGCUUUUGACUACUAAGCAAUUUUUCAAAUAACAAUCAUACAAUUGUACACCAGUUGCAGUGGACAAAACAGAAAUGAAUCUUUUUACACAAUUUAAUUCGCGCUUAUGGAAAAUAAUUGUUCGUCACAUAAGUAUGCUGAAAAUGAUGAUCCUGAUAUUUGGAGCAUACAAGAAUCAAGAGACAGGAUGAGACCUGAUUACAGCAACAGCAUUUGAGCAGGAGAAGGGAGAUCGUAUAAAACUCCUUUCUCAACUGCAAUUCCGCACUCUACGAGAGACUAACAUACCACAAGGAUCGUGUACUGUCUAGUCAGUUGGUUUCAUUAGUCCCAAACAAACGCGAUUGUUUUAAAAUGUGUGACGACGAUGUGGCUGCACUUGUUGUUGACAAUGGAUCGGGCAUGUGCAAAGCAGGAUUCGCCGGAGAUGAUGCUCCAAGGGCUGUUUUUCCAUCGAUCGUUGGAAAACCCCGAUACCAGGGUAUAAUGGUCGGUAUGGGACAAAAAGAUAGUUACGUCGGAGAUGAGGCUCAAAGUAAGAGAGGGGUACUCACAGUAAGAUAUCCUAUCGAACAUGGUAUUGUUACAAAUUGGGAUGAUAUGGAAAAAAUUUGGCAUCAUACAUUCUACAACGAACUCAGAAUCGCCCCGGAAGAACAUCCUGUACUUCUCACAGAAGCCCCAUUAAAUCCGAAAACAAAUCGCGAAAAAAUGACACAGAUCAUGUUCGAAACUUUCAACUCACCAGCCAUGUACGUCGCUAUCCAAGCUGUCCUAUCUCUGUACGCGUCAGGAAGGACCACAGGCAUAGUGUUGGAUAGCGGAGAUGGUGUAUCGCAUACGGUCCCUAUUUACGAGGGAUAUGCUCUGCCACAUGCAAUUUUACGUUUGGACUUGGCUGGGCGCGAUCUAACCGAUUAUCUGAUGAAAAUUUUGACCGAAAGAGGAUAUUCCUUUACAACAACUGCUGAGAGGGAAAUCGUGAGGGAUAUUAAGGAGAAACUUUGCUACAUAGCUCUAGACUUUCAGCAGGAAAUGGCAACAGCUGCUGGAUCCAGUGCUUUAGAAAAAAGUUACGAACUGCCCGACGGACAGGUCAUAACAAUCGGUAACGAACGUUUCCGUUGCCCGGAAGCAAUGUUCCAACCAAGUUUCUUAGGGAUGGAGGCAUGUGGUAUUCAUGAAACUACGUAUAAUUCCAUUAUGAAAUGUGACGUUGAUAUUCGUAAAGAUCUCUAUGCCAAUUCUGUACUGUCUGGUGGCACAACAAUGUAUCCUGGAAUCGCGGACAGAAUGCAGAAGGAGAUCACUGCUCUGGCUCCGUCGACUAUGAAAAUAAAGAUAAUUGCACCACCAGAAAGAAAGUAUUCGGUAUGGAUCGGAGGAUCUAUUCUUGCAAGCUUGAGUACCUUCCAACAAAUGUGGAUAUCUAAACAGGAAUAUGAUGAAUCAGGUGCAUCUAUUGUACAUCGAAAAUGUUUUUAAGGCUCAAUUCUUCUUGUUUCGUUAUCAAUUGUACAGUGAAGUUAGCAAUGUGUACCUAAUAAAAAUGUAUAUUAUGUAAGAAAACCCAAUUUCGAAUGCAGCAGCGAACGACAUUCUUGUAUGAAAAAUUCAAUUGUUUAUCCUGUUGCACAUUGUUAAUAUCACUUUUUACUUGUGAAGAGGAAAUAUUUUCUUCAUUAACGUAAGAAAACCUUGAUUAUCUUAACAAGGAUUAGUUUUCGCAAUUUUUAUGUUAAUCGACCGUUUGAUUUAUAACAUCAGUAAAGUUUAAUCUACUACAGGGAAUCAAAAAUUUGCUGCAAUAUUUUUUAUUACUGAAAUUUACACACCAUAUAUUGUUACACGUCAACACCUCAGGUUAUUAUAUUUAUUGAUUUUGAUUUCAUACAGCAUAUGAAAAUUUGA
Molecule: messenger RNA, 2064 nt
Organism: Neodiprion fabricii
Lineage: Eukaryota; Metazoa; Arthropoda; Insecta; Hymenoptera; Diprionidae
Product: actin-5C-like
Exons: 5
Coding region: 508-1638 (376 amino acids)
Biological process (GO): mitotic cytokinesis
Source: RefSeq, a predicted model, not a curated record